Messenger RNA from Canariomyces notabilis, 1199 nucleotides. Its product is annotated as NAD(P)-binding protein. The transcript has a single exon. NCBI's taxonomy places the organism in Eukaryota, Fungi, Ascomycota, Sordariomycetes, Sordariales, Chaetomiaceae. Bases 286 to 1008 code for a protein of 240 amino acids. The record is from RefSeq and is a predicted model, not a curated record. Gene Ontology annotation, molecular function: oxidoreductase activity, acting on the CH-OH group of donors, NAD or NADP as acceptor.
GUAGAACCCGCUUGACGCAAUACUCCAUGUGCUAGCGGCAAAUCCGAAAAGGCUAAAUCAACAUUGUCACCCUGAUCCACAUAGUUACAGCUACUAUGGUGACCCUAACCCGGUUACGGCUGGAACCUGAGGGGUUGGUGGAUGUCUCUGGAGCCUUCUCCUCUCUUUUAACCAGCAUCAUCGACCAGCAACUACAGAGUAUCGACAUCUGUCUUGCAAUCUCUACUUCCUCACCUUCUGCUUCCCCCCUUACACCUACACAGAACCAUUACUGUCCAGUCCAAAAUGCCCGUCUACUGCAUCACCGGUGCCAACCGCGGCAUCGGCCUCGAAUUCGUCCGCCAGCUUGCGCAGUCCAGCGAGAACACCAUCCUCGCCGGCAUCCGGACCCUCACAUCCGACCUUACCGACCUGAAAGCCGUCGCCUCCCCAUCAACGCACAUCCUCGAGUGUGACAGCAGCAGCGUCCAAUCCAUCCACGGCUUUGUCAAGGAAGUCGCCCGGGUCUUGGGCAGCGACAAGAAAGUCGACUAUCUCCUCAACGUCGCCGGCGUCAACAUCGCAUCAUGGCAGAGCUCGCUGACCCUGGGACCGGACGACCUCCAGGCGCAAAUCGCCAUCAACGUCAUUGGCCCCGCCAAGAUAGUGGAACUCCUGCUCGACGCGGGCCUGCUGUCCAAAGACGUGCGCGUCCUGAACAUGACGUCUGGCCUCGGCAGCAUGCAGCGCAGCUCAGAGAUCAAGCCGCGCAAAUGCGCGGGGUAUUCUAUCUCCAAGGCUGGGCUGAACAUGCUCACGGUGCAUCAGAGUGAGGAUCUGAAGCCGCAUCUGCCCGGGGCCGUGGUUAUUUGUAUGGAUCCGGGUUGGGUCAAGACGAGGAUGGGUGGGGAGGGAGCGAUGUUGGAGCCGAGUCAUAGUGUUGGAAGCAUGCUUGGGGUUUUGCAUGGGUUGAAGGAGGGGGAUAAUGGCAAGUUUUAUCACUACACUGGUGAGGUGGUCCCUUGGUAGGGGACUAGGGGUGGUGAAUACAGCAAAGUCAGCAUAGAGCUACCAAUCGACAACCCCUACUUCCUUGUUUGCUCCAAAUGGAUGACCACUGCCUCUGCCUGACCACUGAUCAACAUUGUGGAGCUUCCUAUGCCCCAAUUCGUAUGAGAGCUGGGGAGAGGUUGGCGACGAGGAGCCGUAACACGAGCGGA